GGCUUUUGUUUCCCUACUAGCCGUUCAAAAAUUUUGCAGAUAAUUUUUUGAAUGAUAUGAUUUGAAGAUUCUUAUUUUAGUAUUAUUUUAGUAUUAUGGUAUGCGCACCGCACACAUGUGACAUCAAGGCCAUAGAUGGUUAUAUAGCCUUGCCAUAGAUGUGACAUGCGGGGGACUUUCAGGAGGCACUUUUUGAGUCCAAGCUUGGUGUGGUUAAUACAAAAGACGACGGUGACCAUUUGCAGCUCAUAAAAUGGCAGCAAGAGCUCUGUAUGGGCAGCCACUCACAUUUGUCACUGGAAACAUGAAGAAGUUAGAAGAGGUCAAAGCCAUUCUGGGAAACAGCUUUCCAAUUCAGAUCAUCAAUAACGAUCUUGAUCUCCCAGAGUACCAGGGAACACCAGAGGAAGUAUCAAUUAAGAAAUGUAAAACAGCAGCUAGCCUCCUACGGUCACCUGUCAUUGUAGAAGACACCUGUUUAUGCUUUAAUGCAUUUGGUGGACUGCCAGGGCCUUACAUCAAAUGGUUCUUGAAAAAUCUUCAACCUGAGGGUUUAGCCAAAAUGCUGUCAGCCUGGGAAGACAAGUCCGCCUAUGCCCUGUGCACCUUCGCUUUCUCCCCUGGCGGUGAACACGACGAAGUUGUGCUGUUCAAAGGUCGCACAGAUGGCGCUAUAGUCGAGCCCCGUGGUCCGCGCGACUUCGGCUGGGACCCGUGUUUCCAGCCGGAUGGUUACUCUCAGACAUAUGCCGAGAUGGACAAGGAGGUGAAGAACAGCAUCUCACACCGAAGGCGGGCGCUAAACAAACUGCGCGAGCACUUUACCGCCCCUGGGGACGCUUCACACAGUGAUGCCACGGAGCCGACCGUGUACUACUGAUGUAUCGUGAAAACGGUACCGGGCGUAAAACAAUCCAGGGAUGAGUCGCCCUCUUAGGAGUGUUUCUCAGCCCACCCACUGCAUUUUUUUUUUCGCACAGAACGUAUGAUGGUGUCUUGCUGUGCCUAUUUUUCCAAAUAAAUGUCUGUUGGUAGGA
This is a messenger RNA of Amphibalanus amphitrite, 1037 nucleotides long. RefSeq names its product inosine triphosphate pyrophosphatase-like. NCBI's taxonomy places the organism in Eukaryota, Metazoa, Arthropoda, Thecostraca, Balanomorpha, Balanidae. Bases 254 to 880 code for a protein of 208 amino acids. Gene Ontology annotation, cellular component: cytoplasm. Gene Ontology annotation, molecular function: nucleoside triphosphate diphosphatase activity. The record is from RefSeq and is a predicted model, not a curated record. Gene Ontology annotation, biological process: nucleoside triphosphate catabolic process. The transcript is spliced from 4 exons.